This is a messenger RNA of Daphnia carinata, 426 nucleotides long. RefSeq names its product J domain-containing protein-like. The record is from RefSeq and is a predicted model, not a curated record. Gene Ontology annotation, cellular component: cytoplasm. NCBI's taxonomy places the organism in Eukaryota, Metazoa, Arthropoda, Branchiopoda, Diplostraca, Daphniidae. Bases 18 to 353 code for a protein of 111 amino acids. The transcript has 3 exons.
UGUUUUUGGUUAACGAUAUGGAUGCAAUUACAUUCAAUGAGCGAUGCCUGGAAGAUGACUACUACUACACAUUAGGUUGCGAUGAUUCCUCCAGUGUUGACCAAAUAUUAACCGAAUACAAACACAGAGUAUUACGUUGUCAUCCUGAUAAGAAUCCAUAUGACAAGUCCACUACUCAGUUUCAAAAACUUCAGGAAGCUAAGGAGGUGCUCUGUGACCCAGAAAAGCGAAAUGAUUAUGACAGAUGGAAAACAAGUGGAAUAACAAUUUCAUACAAGCAAUGGAUUGUCAUAAAUAAACGAUCUACUGCCGUAAGUAUUAUAUGUGCAACAUCAGGAUGUCUUUCUAUGUAGGUUUAAAGUAAAAUAGAUUGAAAUAUUAAAAUUAACACAGGUUCUCCACUGGGCCAUACCAAAACAUGAACAA